Messenger RNA from Bacidia gigantensis, 7305 nucleotides. RefSeq lists its product as uncharacterized. The record is from RefSeq and is a predicted model, not a curated record. The transcript has 11 exons. The coding region runs from base 1 to 7305 and encodes 2434 amino acids. Lineage: Eukaryota; Fungi; Ascomycota; Lecanoromycetes; Lecanorales; Ramalinaceae.
AUGGUGACAUCCCGCUCUCUUAUCCUAAGAGCCCCAGACGGUUUGUCGACUGGAUAUAGUAGCUCCAGCAACACCCAACUUCCACCGGGAUAUAUUUGCUUUCACUCGUCCUCUGUUCCGGACCUAACAAGCGAUGUCACAUAUACUGCUACAUUCACUCAGUCUGUGUCGGUCACGAAGGGUAACCAAACUGCUCACUACUCCGACCUGAAGUCCAAGAAGACGUUCAACUCCCCAGUCUCGCCCUACGCUCUUGAUCCCUCAAGUAUUCACUCGGUAUAUCCGCCUCCGGGUCAUAGUAUCUAUUGGAAUGCACUUCCUCAUAUCCUAUUCGAUGACAAGAAUGCACCGUGGCUACUCAAGGUUCGGACCUCUGAGACAGCUAGUGAUCAGACACCAUGGCUGGCGCUUCUUGUGUUCACAGCAGAUGAGCUGUCUAUCACCGAGGCUCAGAAAACGGCCUUCAAUCAGAAAUUGGCUCCAAACGGUGGAAAUGCGCUUAACCAGACAUCAACAUUAUCAUACAAGCUCAAAGCGCAGGACAUACAGAAAUUGAACGGAGUUGCAACGCAGCCUACCUCACUCACAGACCAAGCCCUCAAAACGGAUGUCACACCUGUCGAAAUCAUUGUGCUACAAGGAGCAUUGUUCGCUAGUCUCUUUGCCGGCAAGGAUGCUAAGAGUACUGAUGCUCCGGAUCCCGUCCGCUUCAAGUUGAUGAGUCACAUCCGCACUUUCAAUACGACAGGUAUGGCAAACACAGACGACCCAGGCGUCUAUGACCUCGCAGCCAUCAAUUCGCCCAGAAUUGGACCAUAUGACCUUACAUCACCGAAAACCGCGUUCGCUCAUGUCGUCUCACUUCAGGGCUUGUUCGACAACAGUAAUGUCACAAGAGAUGGCACGAAGCCCGCUGUCCUCACGAGUCUCUACAGUUGGAGCUUUACGUAUCUCCCGUCCGAAUCCUUUUCGGCCCAGAAGCUCUUACAAGCCCUCGGUGACACGGUGCAACCAUUAAGACCGCUAGAUGCUUCCUUUCAAAAGGUACAAGCACAAGAUAGUCUCGCGAAAUACACGUCGACAUCUCAGGACAAUUGGACCAAGGAUAAAAUGCUAAGCGGAUAUAGUCUACUAAGGUAUAGGACGCCCACCGGAGAGCCGACGAUUGCCCUUCAACGCGGCUUUCUGACACCUACAAAGUACGAUGAUUUCGACUUUCCGCCGUCAGAUUACGGCACAGACUUAGCGAUAGUAGACGAGCAAUCGGGAUUUAUGGACUUGACUUUCCAGAUCGCCUGGGAGCUCGGCAAGACGAUGGCUGUCGCGGAUAGAGCUUUCUCAUCUGCGCUGAUGCGACUGAGGAAAGGGGUUCACGACAAGUUUCUCGACGACGCGAAGGUGGCUAAAGCAACAGCUCAAGGCGUCUUCAUUGCUAAAGCCUCAGCGCCUGCUGCCUUUGCCACCGCGAAUAGUACUGUAGUCACUCGACUCAACACGCAGUCUGCCUUCAAGUCUCAACGGUGGUCGACCCAACCAUUAGGCUACAAUCAGCGUGAGCUUUAUGCUUUUACCGAUUCUAUUGUCAAGACGACGUACAGGCAACAGCUUCAAUCGCAAGGAAUCUCAGUCUUGGCCGAGGCCGUGCCUGCCUCACAGCAGUCACAGAAGCCUGCACCGAAUUCCCAAGUUCCCGCUGACACCGAAACGAAGUUUAACGAGUACAAUGUUCCUCAGUCGACCGACUAUGCUACGGUCUUGCAAUGGCUAAUGGAUCGCUGGUAUUUAUUUGGACUUCCAUUCGCGAAUCUUGUCUCUGACCCAGGCUUCAUACCGAAUGAGACUGUCCGUUCUUUUUAUGUCGAUCAAAAUUGGUUCAAAACCUUCACUGACGGCGCUCUCUCCAUUUGUGAACAUUUUGAUGAAGGUGAUGAUGUCCGAGAAGCGCUCAAGUUGAGCCUACACAAGUACGUGUCCGAGCCUCUACUGUCUGGCGCAGGCAAAGGCUUUGUACCACAAGUCCCGAAAUGGGGCAUACUACUGCGAUCAGAGUUUGUCACCAAGUUUCCGGAUAUGCGUCUAUCUGCACCAUUUGUCGACUCCAAGAAACAAGGUGUACAAUUGGAGGUGAUACGUCAUGAAAGAAUUGAUACCGACCUCUUGUUGAUGCUCUUCGAUCGCGAGCCAGGUGACUUCUCCGACCUUGGCAUUACGAUUAGCCCUCCAGAGCACCAGCUCACGUCCAUCGUUGGAGACGACGAUGGAUUGAAUGGUGGUAAAACACUAACGAUUGUACUGAAACCGGUCUUCUCAGACCUUGCGACCAGUGGCAUCAGCAGCAAAUACAAUAACACUCGACCUACUAUACUCAUCGAUCCAGCUACUGUGAGCGAUUACUUUGACAGCAACUCCCGGGCAUUGUAUCCGCAGUCUCUGGCAAACGUUGCGUCUUCUGCUUCCCAGCUCGGUUCGACAAAGUAUGCGAGGGCAGCUUUCGUUGCUGCACAGCUAGUUGCAUCCGUUCCUGCUUUGAAUAUGCUGAAACCUGGUGCUCAAAGGACCAUAGCCGCCCCAGCUAGCCUUAUCACUUCAAAGCAACGGGUACUUCCAGCCCUGAAGCCCGCGCCUGCUCGACGUCCACUGCGGUCUGUCGAAGGAGCCUCUCAAUUACCUACCUAUGCUACGCCCGUCAACCAAAUGAUCAGAGCUCUAGCAAAGACAGACCUUCAGGUAACCGAGGACAAUAUUGUGAUUGGAACCUUCUUCGUUCUAUAUCAGAUACCGAAUAUCUUUAAUCCUGGGCCAAAACUGCAAGCGCCAGAGGUCAGACAAGCUCGUCGAAAAAACACUCCGUAUAUUCAAAGCCAGCAAUGCCAGCUUAGCACAGAUGUAUACAAUUUACGUUUUGCACAAUCGACCAAUCCGGACUCUGGGCCAUACCAAAUUGGACUGGUGUCACUCUAUCCUUUAUCAUUAGGCUUCAAGACAGACCUUCAAAUUGACACCAAAUCUCUCGCAACAUCACGCUACGAUCUGUCAAGGCUCUCCUUUUGGAUAUCGGUCGGACCUUGCACCCCUGGUAACACGCCAACAACCCUACUUGCGCCGUUCCCAGACAACAAGCCGCCUUCCACCUUGACACCGAAUGCUUUAGGUGAGUGGCCAGCUCAGCCUGCAUCCAGCGGGUCGAAGGCGUACGGCGUCAUACUUCCCAAAGUCCGUACUGUGGGCCUAGGAUGUCGCUGGAGAGCGCAAACGUCAUAUACAGCGGCUAAAGGUAACACGCCAGCCACUUUCACUAUUGAUCUAUGGCCAAACAACAAAAGCGGUCUUGACUACCCCAUUGUUCCCGCGUGGGAUCUACUCAGGCACAAAGACGCCAGCAUCGUGGUCGAGGGAGUACAAGUCAACUGCUUUGAAGGCUUACAACCCAAUUAUCUUGGAGCAGGUAGUAGUGCGGUGAACUUCCAGAUGCCAAUCUACGAAGAGUACACGAAUCAUGAUGGCUCAAGCUAUUCGGUUGGGACGUACACCAAUGUGAUUACGUACGGUGUCGACUGUAGUAACUGGGGAAGUUACGCAAUACGAGAUGUCAACAAUGUGACCAAGACAUGCAAGCCACUUUUCUACGCCACCAGCUCGGUUGAACUUGGCAAUCAACUAGAUCUGGCCAGGCAGGACCAGACCACUGUAUGGGUGCCCAUGAAGCUUGAUGCCUAUCUCAACUCUGGGCCACAAUAUGAGUCGCAAAGUGAUCCACGGGAGCGAGCCUAUCUCGCGCCAUUCAACGAUCCGAACUUCCAGGGAUUGCAGCUUGACAGCAGGAAUCUUCAGAAUGACAUCUUUGAGCAUCACAAGAGUGCACCCUAUAUGGGUGCCGUGGAUCGCACUCGUAAGCAACAGCGACGCCAAGGCGUUGGCAGAUACCUCCAUUGGAGUCUUCCUAAGAUGUACCGUGUUGGACUCGCGGCGUCGGACAGUACGGACAGUAAGAAAAGCAUGACAGAUCAAGCAAGGCUUGCUGGGUAUCCCGAAAACAACAUUCAGCCAGGACAACCGCUGUUUCGUCCUAUCCCCAAUCGUUGGUUUGUCUGGCGAACUGUUCGAGGAGCUCGAGGUACCAAGUACAACAACCAGAUCUGGAUCAAAAAUAAGUCAGACGGGACUGAAAGGCAGUAUACCUUUUAUGACUCCAAUGCAUCCGAGUUCGCCGCUGUGAGAGAUUGUUUCAUGGUGGAAAGCGUGAGUUCAUCCUAUCCAACCCCUUUCGCAAAAAGUCUGCAACGUCAGGCAGAAACCAUUUGGAGUCAAACGGAUUUCAAUCUGACCCAAACCCAGGAUCGUAUCCGUAGCAUCACCGACCAGACCGCUAUCCCACCGACUGAAGACAUUGAAGUCAGUGCUACACCAUUCGUCAACACUUCAGCGCCAUUGAGCGAGCAAGGUCAGCUGUUCAUGGGCAAAGCCUCUUGGAUCAAUGGGCCUCCUGGCUGGGAUGGUAACGACAACCAACCCCCAAGUAAUCCAACGCCAAUCACUGUGCAACGAGUCGGGAAUCCCUACUUUCCAGAUUUUCAGCCUCAAAACAGUUCUGUUUUAUCCUUCUUCGAUGAUCUUAGCGUCCGAGGACAAGAUGCUGUUUUCUGCCAAGGGUCGAUUUCUUACACCGUGGUUGGCUAUCAUACCCGUACUCUAGAUGACCCUUUGUUCCUUGACAUGAAUUAUGACAAAGGCCAAACUCCUCAGCAAAGACUAGAUGCUUGUUCUUUGAAAAUUGAUAACCAGCUCAACAGCGAUGAUACUACGUGGAAAGAUGCAGCCUUGAACCCAGCAACUCAGGCUAGUAUGCGGACACUCUGUUACGGAAACAUGUUCAAUCUUACCUGGAGUAAUCCUAAGAGUGAGGAAGCAGUUCGAGCUGACUUCGUCACCCCUGCGGAUGUGCUCCAGAAGUCCUUAGUAACAUCACAUCCUGUUUCUGUGGGAACAAAUCCGAUCGAUGCUUUGUUUGGCUGGUUGAGGUCGACUGAGGAUACAGGAGUUAAGUCGACCGACGACAUCAAACGAUCGCUUCUCAAGAUCCAGACGCUGGUUUUAGACUACAACGAUAACAUUGACUCGCAAUUUUCAGCCGAAGACCUCCUCGCGACGAACAAUUUUGUACCUUCCGCGGGAGGAGCAGCUUGGCACUUUAAAGCACCGGAUGACUCGAAAGUUACUACGCAACCGGUGAUACCAACGCCACAGCAAGCUUUGGAUCUCCGCACGCUCAACAUGAUCCAAUCUCGACUCAACGCAAUUAUACGUGAACAACAACGCCUGAAAUGCGAACUCUUUUGCGCUUGGUGGACGUAUGUUGCAGACAAAGAUAAUACCCAAGUGUCAGCAUUUAACACGGCAAUCAAUCAGGUGCCAGACUUACAGAAGCGUAUCAAGGCUAAUGCCGAUUACAAGAACGGCAAUGUUGGUGCCAUUGCUACCUUGAACGCUGCGAUUGCGACUCAGAAGGCGAAGCUGGGACUGCUGCAAGUUGGCCAGCACCCAUCCUUCUACAUUCAGCGGGAUCCGACACUCUUCCUCGCUGGACUUUCUUCGAAAUGGCCUAGCGAUUGGGACCAGAACCUCCAAGUAAGGAUCAAUCCGCAGAAUUUCAUGGGAGGGGAACCCAUGGGAUUCCCCAAGUUUCCACGAUUUCAACCAUCUGAUAUGCCGACGGGAAAGCUACCUACUGCAUUGAAUGACACGAUAUCCAAGAUCAUCAGCGAAGGGGAAUUUGGCUCGAUCGGACAAGUUCCGUUCCGGAGUACGCCUAAGUACUUUGGUGGACAAGACACACAGAGUUUGCGGAAUGGCUGGUUCCCGCUUUUCAUCGAGUGGGAAGCGGAAUACUAUCACAUACCUUUCGAUCAGUGGCAGUUCACCGCCAGAGGGAAGGACGCUCGCUAUGGUUACGGCCUUACCCCAGACUCAAAUCCGGCAGAUCCCAAUACACAGGGCGACUUUCGUCUCCUAAAGGGGCGCUGUCCCAUCUUGCCUCAGGCGGGUUCAAUUCUAGCCGCCACUCUCAAGCAGAUAUUCUCAAAAGACCCAGACAAUCCGAUGUCAACCUCAGAUCGGGACAACUUGAUCAAACAAGCAAGUUCACUCGACUUUCUCUCCAGCCCGAUGACAGGUCUUACCGAGCAAUUAGUCACUUGUGUUCAAGGCUUACAUACGCUACCAGUGAAGAACACCACAUCAGGCCCUCAAAUGCUGCCUGGUGCUCCAGGCGCCAACAUUGGCUUCAGCGCUCCUGAAGACUUUACAGUAAUGGCGGGCGCAACUUCGAAGACGCCCUUCGCUUCCCUAGUUGAUAUCCCCGCAGAUCCGAAUAAGUACAGCCCGUUUAAGCCGUGCAUUCAUGGACAGCUGCGCUUUACAAAGCUCAAUAUUAUCGACAAAUUCAAUCAGAUUGUGCAAGGGAUUCAGACAUACUCCGAUUUAGGGAAGGGCAUUGGUCCAACUCCAACUCCGUUAUUUCCAUGUUUAGGGGAUUCAUACUCGGUGGACUAUUCGAACGAUGGCAGUUCACCGAAGAUUGUACUCCCGCGUCAAAACGGCGAUACAAAAUGUCCGUUCAUACAGCUGCCGCCGAGCAUCAACCAAAACGCACGUGUCAAUGCGCACUUCCUAACAGAAGAUGCCGCUCCUACCUGGAGGUCUCUUGAUGAGUGGGAGAACCCAGUGAGAGGAUGGCUCGUUAUCAACCAAGCCAAUAGAAGCUUGCAAGUGUUUACUUUCGACGGACGCUUUGUGCGUGAAUAUGCUGUCGAAAGCAAGUAUCCGCUCAAAAGACCAUUUGCGGAAGACCAGACACUGCUGAAUAGCCUUGAUCCCGUGCUGAAGAGCUUCAUGACGCAGUUCGUUCGACCAGGCUACUUGCAAGGCGUUUUCAGGACGCUUACAGAGGUGACGGAAGCGAUCCAAGCAACACCUUCAUCGUAUGCGGACUCAAUGCUCAGCGUUCUCGGCCGGCCUCUUGCUCUAACAACAUUUGGCAUCAACCUCGAGCUGGCUGAGUCUCCUCUGAAGAACAAGAGCACUGUUGCAAACAAAGUCAGUCCUAAAGACUUGACAAGCUACAACUUCGGCCUCAAGAUCGGCGACAAAGACAAUGUGUACGACGGCCUAUAUGGUUAUUUCACCACAGCUCCAGACCUCAAGAACGGCGUCGACGUCAACUGGAACGACUUCUACACCUACCACCCCCGGCCGCCGACGACCCUACCAUCGCCGGCGACCCAUCUCGCUCCAUGCCUCAAGACGUGA